This is a messenger RNA of Dentiscutata erythropus, 912 nucleotides long. NCBI's taxonomy places the organism in Eukaryota, Fungi, Glomeromycota, Glomeromycetes, Diversisporales, Gigasporaceae. The record is from the annotation of a GenBank genome assembly.
AUGAAGUUAAUAACUCAUUUUCUUUCUUCGUCUCGGAGGACCGCAAUACGCCCAUUUUUUCGGUCAUAUACAACAGACCCACCACUAAAGAGGCCAAGACCAGGACCAAUUCCUUUAGGAGAUCCUAAAGAACAAAAAGAAUUUGAAGAAUUAGUACGUAAAAAUCAAGGAUCAUUUACCAGCGCUAUAAUGGCAGUUGAAGAAGAGGAAUUACAAGCACAUCCAGAUGCAAGAGAGAAGUUACCAACAGAGUUUGAAGGUGAAAAGAAUCCUGUUACAGGUGAGAUCGGAGGGCCUAAGCAGGAUCCUUUGAAACACGGAGAUUGGAGUUAUGGAUCGAGAGCUCUGGUAAAGAAAUUAAUAGGUGGUGGAGAUUCAUCAAAUUCAACGGAACGUAAUAUUGAUGAUAACGCACAUAAAUCAACUAGAGGUAAAAAAAAAAAUCGAUGGAAAAUACCACCAGGCUUAACAGAAAAAGAAGCAAGAAUUCUUAAAAAAGUGAAAAAAAGAGCCGAGUUUUUAGAUAUUGGACUUUGUGUUUGUUGUUGUUUAAAAGUUGGAUUGGAUCCAAUCCUUGGGUUAAUACCAGUAGUCGGUGAUUUCAUGUCCACAUUUUUAUCUUUAAUGUUAAUAAAAACUGCAAAAGAAGUUGAUUUACCGAAAUAUGUCAUUAGUCAAAUGGUUUUUAACGUAUUCAUCGAUUUUAUGUUGGGGCUGGUACCCGUGAUUGGUGACGUCUUCGAUUUCUUAUAUCAAGCCAAUAUACGAAAUGCCAUUCUUUUAGAGAAUUUUCUUGUCGACAGAGCUAAAAAUAGGUCUGUAGUAAUGGAGGAUGGAAGUGUUGAAGUCUUACAUCAACCUGAAAGACCUGAAAAAGCUGCACCCGGGCGGGAUCGUAGUGGCAGAUAUUAA